CAUAAUUCAUUUUCACAUUUAUUAUAAUAAUUAUGUAAUAGUAAUACUGUGAUGAAAUAUUAUUCUAAAAAGUUUUAUUCACAUUUAUCUUCUUGAUGCUCCUACAAAGAGGCCCCUAACUAUGUAAACUUAAUAAAUUUAGCUGUUUGUAAGAGAGCUCUUACUAUUAAAAUUUCAUUGCAAUAAAUUUGCCAUUAUGUUAAUGAAAGUGACUGCUAUUUCAGCUAAGAAAAUAUUAGAGGUGAAGCAUGGGCUAGCUAGCUCUCCAGAGGUGCUUCAAAUGUCAAAAGACAUAGGGUUCUCGAGGAUGUUUGUGAAAAUUGCUUGCUUCAGCUCAUCAGCAACGGCUAUAUUCCCCGCGAAGCGAUUGGGGGGGGGGGGGGUUGUUUGAAAAGCCAGAAACCCCAACACCGUCCUCCCUCAAAUAAAAAGGGAUCACCACAUCCCAAACCUAUCUGUCUCAGCAAAAAGAAAAAACUCUCAGGAGAAGGAGAAAGAGCUCUUUUCUCGCCCUGCAACGAUCUCAAUCAGUUCUCCCUGAAAGAAAAGCUCUCGUUUUGCGUUCUUCUUCUUUGUUUUCUAAUUGUUCUGCUCGCUAACGUUUUCUUUGGUGCAGGGUUUCUCUUUAUCUUAGUUUUAAUCUGCGUAAUUAUUUUUUUAUUUUGUGUUCUAGUCUUUGUUUUCUUGGAUUUUUUGUUUGCUGCUAACAAUGGAUGCCGGAAGUUUCUCUUCUUGCAUCUCUUCCGAGAAGGCCCGGCCUGCAUCUCGCCACCCUCUUCGAGCAGUCGGUUCAAGGCCUUGCAUGCCUUCUCUCCUUUCUUCAUCGAAGGAUUUUUCUUCCCGGCAGAGCGGAGGAGAUAGAUUCAUUCCGGACCGGUCUGCCAUGGAUUUUGACCUGGCCUACUACCUGCUAACAGAGAGAAGGACAGAGAAGGAGAACGCUGCAGCUGCAUCCCCAUCCAAAGGGACAUACAGAAGGCUUCUUUACGAGAAUCUUCUGAAUAAUAGAACUCGAAUUCUUGCUUUCAAGAGUAAGCCCCAGGCACCUGCGGAAGGUAUCCUCCAAGAAGCCCACUCCAAUGCCUCUUCCCAUCUGGCCAGGUUGGCAAAGCCACGGAGAUACAUUCCCCAGUCUCCUGAGAGGACUCUUGAUGCACCAGACCUUGUUGAUGACUACUAUCUGAAUCUGCUGGAUUGGGGAAGCAGCAAUGUUCUGUCGAUCGCCCUUGGGAAUGCGGUGUAUCUCUGGGAUGCUUCAGAUGGUUCUACAUCCGAGCUUGUCACCGUGGACGAAGAUGUGGGUCCAGUCACUAGUGUCAGUUGGGCUCCUGAUGGGCGGCAUAUUGCUGUUGGUUUGAACUCCUCUGACAUCCAAUUGUGGGACUCGAGCUCCAGCAACCUGUUGAGAACUUUGAGAGGAGUCCAUGGAUCUCGAGUUGGAUCUCUUGCUUGGAACAACAACAUACUCACAACAGGGGGGAUGGAUGGAAAGAUCGUUAAUAAUGAUGUGAGAGUAAGGUCGCACAUUGUGCAAACCUACCGAGGACAUCAGCAAGAGGUCUGCGGGUUGAAGUGGUCAGGCUCAGGACAGCAGCUGGCAAGCGGAGGCAACGACAACCUGCUUCACAUAUGGGACCUAUCCAUGGCCUCUUCAAAUCCAUCUCCAGGCCAAAAUCAGUGGCUCCACAGGUUGGAGGACCACAUGGCUGCGGUUAAGGCCCUUGCUUGGUGUCCCUUCCAGAGCAACUUGCUCGCAUCCGGUGGUGGCGGCGGUGAUGGGUGCAUCAAGUUUUGGAACACCCGUACCGGGGUCCGGUUGAAUUCAGUGGACACUGGCUCUCAAGUGUGCUCCCUGUUGUGGAAUAAGAACGAGCGCGAACUGUUGAGCUCUCAUGGCUCUACUCACAACCAACUGAUUCUUUGGAAGUACCCUUCGAUGGUGAAGAUUGCGGAGCUCACAGGCCAUACUUCUCAGGUUCUCUUCAUGGCUCAGAGUCCAGAUGGGUGCAUAGUGGCAUCUUUGGCGGGGGAUGAAAUGCUGAGAUUUUGGAAUGUAUUUGGUACUCUUGAAGCACCAAAGCCUGCUGCCAAGACAGCUAGUACAGGACCCUUCUCCAGUUUUAAUCACAUUAGGUGAAAAAGGAGGUGGAGGAAGGGGAUGGGUCUCCAUCUGAUCCUUGAAAGCAUGGCGUGAUGGAAAGAAUUGGGAUGGAAGACGUAGCCUGCUGCAAGAUCAUAUUACUGGCAGACCAACUUCUCUUGAAAGUGGUUGGUCCCAUUUAACAGUGGUUGGAUUAGUUCAAACGAUUAUACAGUGUUACCUUUGCAUGUGAAAUUGUUUAUUACAGUGGUCGUUCCCAUUUAGUAGUGGUUGGAUUAGUCUAAAUGAUUAUGCAGUAGCUCCUGUGUAUGUGAAAUUGUUUAUUACAAUGUUCAAUCCUGUUUAGUAGAAGUUGGACUAGCUUAAAUGAUUAAGAAGUCAAUACAAGACUUUACCAUUUUAGUGGCAACUUUUUUAUGGCAACUAUCUAGAGUUGUCACUAAUACUGUGCUUUUUGUAACAUGUGUUCAAAGUUGUCACUAAUGUUAACCUUUUGGUAGCGGUGAUUCUUCUCGCCACAAAAUAUAUAAUAUUACUGGUGACGGCAUAAAUAGCUAAAAAAAAGCCGCGACUAAUGUCUCAUUAUUGUUGGCGGGUAAAAGGAUUUUGACACCAAAAUUACUUUUAGUGGCGAAUAUGAGACAUCGCCACUAAUAAUAAUAUUUUUAGUGGCAGCUUGAUUCAGUGUCGCUAAUAUUUAUCGUAAUAGUGAUGGCAAUGGAUACAUCACCACUAAUACCAUACUUAAGGUGACGAUGAUAGCAUCGUCACUAAUAUUGUAGUUAUUGGUGAUAGCAAAAUUCUACCACCACAAAUACCAUUAGCAUUUAUGGCGAUAUAUGUGCAUCAUCAUAACUAAUUCCAAGGACACUAGAGGCGGAUUCAUUUGUCGCCACUAAUAUAAUGCUCAAAAGAAUUUUUUUCUCGUUUCUUAAAUGUAGAUUGAAUUAAUACGAAAGCGUUAGUAUUAAUGAUUAUUUUUUAGGUUUUACGCAAUUGCUUUUUGAUUAUAACAACUUGUAAGAAAGAAAAUUUUAUUUUCACACCGGUAAUUACUAUUUUGAAUUGACAUAAAAAUAUUUCAAAUUAUACGUAUCUUUUAAAAUUUUACAUAGUUUCCUUCUUUUUAUGAUAGAUUAUAUUUUGUUUUGUACUGACCGAUGUAAACUUUUUCAGUUGGUAUAUCUAGUAUGAUUAUUAAUGAUGCGCAGAGGGUGUAGCUAGUAAGUACUAGGACCAACUAGACCAUAUCAAGCAUCGUAGGAACUAGUAGAUUCGGAAUUGAAAACUAAGAGACUAUACUAAAAGUAUCAGAAAAACAAAUGUUGGCAAUCAUGUGAUUUUACAGUAUAAAGUUUCUGAUGAGGAUCAACAACUUAUUUUCAAGAGGAUAUACAACAGAUACCAUGCCAGAAGGUGGGAUUCUUGGGUGGAUAAAGACCUAUCAUAAGUCUAGAUGGAUAUUUCCUUUAAGGAAAGAUUUGGAUGACGGCUACUUUUAGCUAUCUGUAGAGAUGGAAAGGAUCAAAGGAUAAUGUCUUUUCUGGUGCAACAGCUGUUGUGGAGCAAGAAAACAAAGACUCUUGGAGUUGUUUCUUCAUAUCUUCGAUGAAGAUAUAGGCAGGCCUGAUGAGAUUGGGAUAGUAUUCAUAUCAGAUAGAUAGAAAGUAUAUGUUUCUAUUAGUUGCAUCAUAUUUUUGCUAUUCCUUAGUUUUGUUCUGUUUUACCUGCAUACAAUAUUAAUUACAUGUCAGUGUCUAGUCCCUGCAAUUGAGUAGCUUUUUCCUAGGGUGAAGUAGGAGUACUACUAAGACACAUGUAUAGUAAUUUCAGGGAAUUUUUCAAAGAGGAGUUGAAAGAUGCAAUGUAGAAAGCAGCCUGUGCAACCAUUACCUUAGAGCAUAGUAUGCGGUACCCAUCCAACCAGGUGGUACAGAGCAUAUCGGUCCGGUACCGGUAUCCGGUACAGAUGGCGUAUCGAUAUUCCGUAUGUCAAAAAAACUUUGUACCAUAACCUACCGAUAUUGUGCUAGUAUGACACUGGUACGAAGUCCGAUACUGAGACGACGAACCUUACCUGAGAGUUUGAAAGGAGGAUGGCAUACAUCAGAACUAUUGAUGACCCAAGGCCUACUUCAGCAGUAGGGCCAAGAGUGGCUUAAGAAGAUCCCUCCACCCCAACGGUCCAAGGCCUACUUCAGCAGUAGGGCCAAGAGUGACUGCUUCCUCAAUAACCUGAAUGAGUAAUUCAAUGCCAUGAUUUAAUAUCCUGAAUAAGCCUGCCUAUAUUGUCUACGUUGGAGUGGAUUAGAGUUGGGUUGAUGAAAAGAUUUAAUAUCAAAAGACUUGGUAUGGAGAGGUACGUUGGACCAAUCUGUCCUAAUAUGCAGGACAAACUUGAGGUCCUAAAAUUGAAGUCUAGGAAUUAUUAUGCUACACUUGUAGGAAGGUUGAAUUAUGAUGUGGAUAAUGGAUAUGAAAAAUAUGUAGUUGACUUGACUACAAGGUCUUGCACAUGUAGGAUUUGGGAUCUCAAUAGGAUCCCUUGCAAACAUGAUGUGGCAGCCAUUAUCAAGGAUCUGCAACAGCCAGAGAGCUAUAUCCACUCUUGUUACACCAAGGAGGUUUACUUAACCACAUAUCAGGAGAUAAUUCAUCCAAUGCCAAGCCAAAAUAAGUGGAUUGAAACUGGCUUGCCUGCUCCUAUCCCUUCACAUGUACAUAGGCCUCUUGGCAGACCAAAAAAUUUAAGAAGAGAAAUAGAAGAAUAAGACUGUAAGAUAUGGAAAAUGGCAUAAAGAAGAGUACAAUUCAAGAGGGUGUAAAGCUAGAGUGAUUGGGGAAACUAUUUGGCAAAGGAGGAUGAGGAUUCAAAAGGAGAAAGUAGUCAGAUUACAUCCUGCUGAACUGCCAUUUUACAUUAAGACUGAUUAUAAUAGUUGUUUAUUCUAUCCCAAUUGCAAGUUAUAAUAGAGCAAAAUUAGUGGCCCUUACCAUAACAAAGGCAAAGCCACGACAUCUUUCAAGGUCUAAUCAUUGUUAGCUAACAGCAGUACAAAAAAUCUAUUGAUAUAAAGCCUUGAGCUAGGAAAAGGCCCUAACCAAGAAUCUGAUUAAUG
Messenger RNA from Phoenix dactylifera (date palm), 5220 nucleotides. The record is from RefSeq and is a predicted model, not a curated record. NCBI's taxonomy places the organism in Eukaryota, Viridiplantae, Streptophyta, Magnoliopsida, Arecales, Arecaceae.